CGCUGCGUUCGCUCCCCGCCGCGGAGCCGCCGCGCCGCCGGAGCCGGGAUGUGACUUGCGGAGGGCUGGCGGACAGAGCUGCCCCGCCGCUCUCGGCCGCAGCAGACAGCGGACAGAAAAAUGAAAACCUACCCAGCCAUUGGUUUCUUGCUGCUGUUGGUGAUCAGCUAUGGCUCUUCAGAGAACUCCAGCACGCCCCGAGGCUGCGGGCUGGAUCUCCUGCCUCAGUACGUGUACCUGUGUGACCUGGAUGCCAUCUGGGGCAUCGUUCUGGAGGCCGUGGCAGGGGCAGGUGUGCUGACCACGCUGCUGCUGAUGCUGAUCUUGCUGGUGAGGCUGCCCUUCAUCAAGGACAAAGAGAAGAAGAGCCCCCUGGGAAUGCACUUCCUCUUUCUCUUCGGGACUCUGGGACUGUUCGGGCUGACGUUCGCUUUCAUCAUCCAGGAAGAUGAGAUGGUGUGCUCUACCCGAAGGUUUCUCUGGGGAGUUAUCUUUGCUUUGUGCUUCUCCUGCUUGCUAGCCCAGGCCUGGAGACUUCGCAGGCUCGUUCGGCACGGCAAGAGCCCGUCGGGGUGGCACCUGGCCGGGGUGGCCACGUGCCUGAUGCUGGUGCAGGUCAUCAUCGCGACCGAGUGGCUGGUCCUGACCGUGGUCAGAGAGAACAAGCUGGCCUGCAGCUACGAGCCCAUGGAUUUUGUGAUGGCUUCCAUUUAUGUCAUGUUCCUGAUGGUGUUUACCAUGGGAUUUUCGUUUUUCACUCUCUGUGGGAAGUUUAAGAAAUGGAAGAAAAACGGAGUAUGCCUCAUAAUAACCCUAUUUUUUUCCAUUCUGAUUUGGGUGGCCUGGAUGACUAUGUACCUCUUCGGGAAUGCUGAGCUCCAGAGAAGAGACAAAUGGAGUGAUCCCACUCUGGCUAUUGCACUGGUGUCCAGUGGCUGGGUGUUUGUUAUUUUUCAUGCCAUCCCAGAGGUCCACUGUACCAUCCUUCCAUCACAGCAGGAAAACACACCCAAUUAUUUUGAUACUUCACAGCCAAGGAUGCGUGAGACCGCUUUUGAGGAAGACAUACAGCUUCCUAGGAGCUACAUGGAAAAUAAAGCCUUUUCAAUGGAUGAACAUAAUGCAGCGCUGAGGACGGCGGGAUUUCGGAACGGCAGUUUGGGCAGCCGGCCCAGCGCUCCUUUUAGAAGCAAUGUUUAUCAGCCAACUGAGAUGGCAGUUGUGCUAAAUGGUGGGACUAUACCAACUGCUCCGCCAAGUUACACUGGACGACACCUCUGGUGAAAGGCUGUAGGCUGUAGAGAAUAAGAAUCCUUGUUGCAGAUGUUGUUCCCUGGCAGUGUGUCUUUGAGGGAAGGAGUCCGUAACAGUACCAGAACAAAGCAACAAAACAUCCAGGAUCUUUAUAAAUCCUACAGAGGAUUUUGCCUAAAUGUCAACACCAUUGAAUGGAGAAUUGCAGAAACAAAACUGAAGCCAAUCUAAUUUAAAACAGAAGUAGGCACACCUUAAAUUGGCAGAGGAGAUAUUGUAUUCUGAAGUGUAAGAUAAUCUCUUGUCUGUAACUUGUGUGCCAGGCAAGCCUGGUUUUGGUGGUUGCCAGUUGCUUGCAAAAUCCCUUCCUCUCACCUAAACUUAAUUCAUGUUGCCACAAGAGAUUGCCACUACAGCGCGAAAACACGCGGGAUUUCUUUCCAUUUUUCUCCUUUCCUGUCAUGUCCAACGUCAUGAGAAGUCCCCUGUUCGCUCUCUCCCCGGCUGUGCUGUGCAGACACGCGGCACCGUGUGUAGUCAGAUACGGUCCCACGGUGGCAGCUCGGGCUCUGUGGCUCUGCAGGCUCUGCCCCGCUCUCUCAGGAGCUCUGCUCUCAGGAGCCCCGCUCUGUGUCAGGAGCUCCGCUCUCUGUCAGGAGCUCUGCUCUCAGGAGCCCCGCUCUGUCAGGAGCCACUCUCUGUCAGGAGCUCUGGUCUCAGGAGCCCCGCUCUGUGUCAGGAGCUCCGCUCUCUGUCAGGAGCCCUGCUCUCUCAGGAGCUCUGCUCUCAGGAGCUGGCCUGGAGCAGUUCGGGAGCUCUGUGCAUGUUCCGUGCGCCUUGAGGAGCUUCCCGGGGCAGAGGGAGAAGCGCGGCUCCGGCUCGGGCAGCUCUCCCCGGCCCGAGGGAUGGAUUGGGUGCCAGCAGCCCCAGGCCGGGUGUGAGCAGAGCCCAGAGGCGAAGCCGUUCCUGGCAGGGAUGUUUUGGCCGGGGCUGGGCUCGGGCAGGAGCCGGGGCGGGGAGAGCCCCGAGCCCCGUUGGUACGCGCGGCCCGCUCCCCUCGACCGCAGCUGUUCGUGCAUUGACAUGUGGUUGUGCGUUUUAGUGCCUAGAGAGUAGAAUCUCUGUGCUGGAGGUGGUUUGGUGUUGUUUUUGUUUAUUUAAGGUGGUUUCUUCCCUAGUCCUCCCCUCCCCAUCCAUUUUCUUGAGUUGAUAUAAGGCAGAGUUUUCAAAGCUUUUCAUCUUUGUUUUCUCCAGGUUAUUUAAGCGGUUCCCAUUGCCCAUUUGUUGUGCCAUGGUUUUUCAUUAUGUUCGAGCAAUCAUUCCUUUCUUUAACAUUUAAUACAUAUCGGACACUGAAAACAUCACUGUAUCCUCACUGUUUGGCCAAUGUUAAUCUUAGCUUUCCUCAAUACUAAAAGUUAAUUGUUUUUACUUGAAGGCAUAGGAAACAUAUAACAAUUAAACUUUGCAUAUGCUGUAAUAAAAAUAUAUAUUUUCAAACUAAAAAAAAAAAGUACAAAUAACUGAAUAGCUUAGUAGCUUCACAGAGAGAAGUUACUUGUUGUAUACUGCAGAAGAAAGACAAGCUUUUUAUUUUUCAAGAGUCUUCCUGAUUCCUCAUGUACCUCCAUUUCUACUGAAUUAGGAGCCUAGUCCUGCAGCCCUGUACUCCCAUAGGAAUAGGGACACCAGUAGGUCUACACAGGGUACAGAGGCUGCAAGACCAGCCCCUAAGUGUUGCACACAGAUAUAUGUAUAUAUAUAUAUGGAAAAAUAUCUAUUGCCAUUCUUGCCAUGAUCAUCUUAUGGGGUUUUAUUUCAAAGCCCUUCUCCUCCAGAAGCAAUGUUUUUCUGUCAUGCAUGAGUGAAGGAGUAUGUCAGCUCCCCCCUGCCCUCCCUCCUCGAGGCAAAGGAAGCAUGUGCUUGUUUUAGGGAUCCUUUAUUUCAUUUUGUAUGUAACUAGAUGGCCUUAGAAACCAAGUAGGGUAGGGGUGGAUAUUGCAUGCUAUCCCGUGACUUAGAAAUACAUUUUGCUUGUUAUGAGCAGAGCUUUGAUCAAAUAAUAUAUUAUGUAAGAUAACGAUAGCCAUCCAGAAGACACAUAAUUUGGAACAAUAAAAAAACUAUUACCAUCACUUGCCUGCAGAAUUUUGCUUUUCAAAACCAGUUAGAAAAAAAACAUCCUUCAUAAAACUCUUAGCAUAAAAACAUAUAAGAUGACCAUGGCAUAAAUGGUAGGACAGGUUUCUUUUAAAGAGUUUAUCAUGCUACAACCAAGACUUAUGAAUUAUAAUACACUUUUUACAGACCUUUGACAAAAACUACACAAGACAUAGCUAUCUUAAGAAACUUUCUUUUUCUAGAUGUGACUGAAUUGAUAAAUAGAGUUCCCAAUCCCGCUUCUGAUGAAGUUGUUUGGGAUUUCAGGGCUUAUGCAAAGAUAUGGCCAGACCUUACAAACUGCAGUUCACAUGACGAGUCUCACUGGGUUAGUCAUGUGGACUAUUCACUGAAUUAAAAAUUAGCAGGAUUGGGUUUAAUGUGUGGUGGUGAAAGUGUGGCAGUAGAUUUAGGAGGGUCUUUAUUUCCCAACUUUUUAAAAUUAGUGAUGAUCAACUUUUUUUUUUGUAAGUCACUAGCCUGUGAUGUAAAAUGCCCCAAAAUAAAACUGUAAUUGAAGAAAGGCACCUUUAUGUUAACUUAUAUUUUUGUUACAAUAUUUACUUUUGCCUUUUUUGAAAGUUUUCUAGAAUGUAGAGCAUCUGUGAACAACAUGAAUAAGUAACUAAGCACAAGCCUUUCGCAGUUCUCCUGAUUAUAAUUAGCUUUUAUACUAUAAAAGCUACUAUGUUGUCCCUUGAUGGUUAUGUGCUUAUGGUGUUUCCAUGCAGAAAAAUGAAAUAAAAAAGCAUCUGACAAAAGCAUCUAUUAGCAAAAGAAGAUUUUAAAUGACCAGCUUUUGAUCAAUGGCAGGAAAAGAGUUCAAUGUCCUACAGAUACUGUCCAGCUUUCAGAUGGGUUGAGGGUGUUUGACACUUGCCAGAAAAUAUGUAGCAUCUUCAGAAGAACACUCUCAAUACAUCCAGCUGCUUCUAGAAACAAGGUACAUGAGAUAUUUUAGACUUAGCUGUUUCUGCUUUUCUGCCUGUUUAGAAUACACAGGCAUCUUGCUUGGCUUUGUCUGAGCUCGAUGCCUUGGGUCUAACCAAAGGCCAUACAAAAGGGAGCAUUGUAGCUUUUAUAAUAAAACAAUUGGAUUAUUCUACCAACUUACAGGAUUACAAAGCAGGUGCUUUUUAUUAAUUGAUGAGAGCUAAAGCUCACUUUUGAUAGAUAAUAUAUAUUUAUUAAAUGUAUUAACGUGUGUUUUAUAACGUACCCUUUUUCCUGCUGAUUGUUGCAUACUGGUAUCUUAUUAAGUACAUCUUCAAAGGGUUUUCAAGACAAUCAAUGUGUACCACGAUGACUGUACAUAAAUAUACAAAACUACAAAGGUUGUAAAGCAUGGGCAAAUGUUUUAUUUUCAAAAUGCUGUUCUUAACGAGAAUAAAGGCUUUACUAUUUACUUACAA
Messenger RNA from Serinus canaria (Common canary), 4826 nucleotides. It is a transcript of the gene GPRC5B, whose product is annotated as G protein-coupled receptor class C group 5 member B. Gene Ontology annotation, biological process: G protein-coupled receptor signaling pathway. Lineage: Eukaryota; Metazoa; Chordata; Aves; Passeriformes; Fringillidae. Gene Ontology annotation, molecular function: protein kinase activator activity; protein kinase binding; G protein-coupled receptor activity. Gene Ontology annotation, cellular component: intracellular membrane-bounded organelle; plasma membrane; extracellular exosome. The record is from RefSeq and is a predicted model, not a curated record. The transcript is spliced from 4 exons. The coding region runs from base 121 to 1284 and encodes 387 amino acids.